ACAACUGAACGAGUCGCAGGUACUACUAAACUACUGUCCAUUUCGAUUUCUGUUCGCUUUACAGAUAUACAAAGACAUUAACGUUAUAGCCAUCAUCGUCAUCUCGAUUAUAGUUCUCGCCAGGGACUUUCGACUUUCCUUAACGAUUUAAACGAAUAUAAACUUAAUCAACCGACCCCGGCCCAAACACAAUUAUUUUUCUUACUCGAGGUCAAUUACAUGUUACAUUCUAACCAGGACUCAUUUCUUUCGUUUCUUCAAGUGGGUAAUUCAUAUUUCAACGACUUUGGGAUAUAAACAGUUUCUCGAAGUUACGCAGUUUAUGGUUUAGUGAAUGGUAAUACAUCAGAUCUUUCGUGGUUUUGCCGGACGAUCUUUUCACGAUUUGUUCGAGAAGACAAAAGAUUUCGUGCAGGCUGGAUUUCUUUUGAGGCUGUAGUUUAUUCAAUUCGGAAGAAACUUUUAUCUGUACUUUUCUACCCCCGAUGAAAAGUUCACCCAAGAUUUACGUAUCAGGGGAGAAAUAUUGUUCCCGUGCGUGGAUGUAUUUGGAUAAACUCAGCCGUCGUAGAUGAAAAGUGUUUCUGUUUAGAUAACAAUGUGGAAUUGGUUUUUGGUCUGCUAUGAAAAUGUGGUUUGUUUGAAGAAUGGUGUAAAUAGUAGCUGUGAAAUGGUUUACCACGAGUCAUGCAAUUUUUUGCUCCAACCCUGAAAUGUUGUUGUGGAUAUUGUCGAUUAGCGGACGAGUGGAAUGUUCAAAUAGAUAUGAAAUCAGCAUGCAAAAUGCGUUCGUGCAGUCCUUAGCCUUCCCUGAUUGUUUUGGAUUAUCGAUGGAACUGUAACGAAAAUUUGAACAAAACUUUGCUAACGAGAUUGAAGUUCAUUUUUCAGCCCACUGUUUUUCAACUUUCCAGUUCGUUUGCGGCUACGUAAGUUACCGCUGCGGUUUUCUCUAGUUUACUUAGCUUGCCCCGGUAGACACAACAUUUGGCCGUUCUCCGCGGUUUAUAUUCGGUCUCUUCGAAGUUAAUUUAAUGUUUUGUGUUGUGGGUACAUAAGCGUACUGUUCUAAAUAUAGACUGAUUCGAACAUUUCAUCACAACUCUUGGAUUUGGGAAGUAACUCGCUUAUGGUGGAGAAAGGAUUUGGAAGAUAACAGAAGUUUGCCGGAUAUGAAAAUUCUGCUGCCCUGUCGCCUUUAAUUUACAUAUGAAACAAAUAACGGCAGAUGUUCAAAAUCUUUUCGCCUUUGAGACAAGUUCCUUGCACCUUCAAGUACAAGCUACAAUCUUAUGUAUCCAAUGCUUGCAAAGUACCUCCACGUUUAAAUCGUCACACAAGCUUGACAAAUAUUGACAAUAAAGAAUUUAGACAAUUUCAGACUUCUGAAAUCUUACGUUACCUGGCAACAACGUGACUCUUUUAGUCUUUCUAAGACAGGAUCAAUAUAAAUUGUGGUAAUUAUAGUCUCGCUGUUUUACCAGCUUAUGUACUUUACUCUAGGGUCCACUUAGCAAUAACGUUAGUGAACAUGCAGUUGAUCGGUUUUGAAAAACUGAAUAAGAUGCUAUCCUAACAUGAUGAUCUACGGUAACCGGAAAUCUUUAUGAAGAGUCCAGGGGUAUUGGCACUUAUAUUUCACGUUUCAGAUGUGGACAUAACAACAUAACAAUUACUUCAAAAUCGAACAAAACUGUUGUCGUGUCUGUUUCUUUUUUUAGAAUUUUGCAGCAACAACUAAGUCACGGAUAAAAUUUAUUUAGGUCAUGCACUGUACAGACCUUCUUCGUCGGUUACCAAAAGAACAAUAGUAGCUCUGCAGCUGUGAAAUGAUUAGAAACGAUUAACGACCUAAACCACAAAUAUCUUCAUAAAAAAAAAAAAAAAAAAAAACACUAAAAGUCUAUUAUGAAACUUGAAAAGAAUCGGGUUCCACGCAUGCCAAACGAGCCACAUGCGGUCACAAACAGUAUCACUUUUUAUGCUCUGUUUUCUUAACACAAUUUGCUUUGUGAUCAAUUUUGAAAUGUUCGUAAGUUAAUUAGUAAAAACUUGUUGGCAGAAUAACGGCAAUUUUGUCUUUACUUGUCAAACAUUUAUGCAACUUCUCCAAAUCUCUCCAAAUCUUAAUUCAAAGUAACUACAUGUAUGUGGUGGCGAAAGGUAUUCGUUGCCGAAUUAAUGUUUUUUGGAGUGGUUGAUUUUUUGGAAUUUCUAUUCACGUCAAAAAAGAUAUGAUAUGACACUUAUAGUUGUAAACAGUAAUUUCAAGGAACUUUCUCGACUUCCAGCUUAACUUUGGCUUAAUACCUGUGUUAACAACCCACAGUUACUAAAUAUUGCAUAUUAAUGAGCACAUUUGGAAGCAAAUCGUAUGUUGCGUAGUGAGAACAAUUAGUUUUCUGUUGGUGGCCAGGCGUAUUUGCAUUUCAUAAUAUUUAAAAAAGCUGUUUGCAGUUUGCAAAUAACUUUAAAAUUACCUGUUCGAAAAAGGAACAAAGACGCGUUUUGUAAACAGUACUGAACUAACAGUGUUAGGAAUUAAUUUUGUCGAAUUGCAGCGACUUGUUGUCUUAUAAAAGAAACAUGCGGGGGUACAGUAACCGAAGUGAUGAACAAAGAUCCCAUUCAUGGGACAGAGGGAAGAGAGACGAACUCUCCCGCAGCUGGGGAGGGGAGAGGUGGAAUAAAGACCAUCAUAACGACAAAGCCCAGUUGAUGAAUGGACCGACACAAAGCCCGGCGUGCAAAAAAUAUAUCUCUGUGGUCUCCGAGGGAAACUAUUUUAUUGCUUCCAAAGCACCGCUUCCGGAUCGCAUCGAGCUGCGAAUGUGUGGCACCACAGGGCUGGGUCAGAACAACCGUGCUCUGUCCAUACCGGAUCUAUACCGCGUCAAGAUGAAGCCUAUUCCAGAGGUGGUGGAAGAACAAGUGGAUGCAGUUCGCCGAGAAGAAGUUCACUCGGAGAAUGCUUGCCCUCUGCAUGAUCAUCACCUACCAAGGAGUGGUUCUUUGAAAGAGAUGUACUACUCGCAGUACACGCACCAUUUUGACCCGAAUGAGCCUCGUUCGCACAUCGCUGGCUGGAAGGUCGAUAUAGAGCCGAAUAACAUCCCCCAUCGUCGGUCUCGGAUGUGCGUACUCAACAACCCCAUGAUCUCGGGGUCAAGAAAGAGGCCCGAGCGCCCGAAGUCUGCUCCUCCUACGCUGGCCUACGAGUUUGAUGUUUUCACGGAAAAUAUCGAAGAUGACAGACUGUCUUGCGCCACUCUUCCUAACUUUCAUCAUGGCUUCCCCGAAUCCACGCGAAGUACCGACGACUUAGCGACUCGUCUUCAAGAUUUGAUCGUCGAUGCAUCGCCUCCGGAAUACAUCAACGACGACAGUUCCUUCGGCUACGAUCCGAGCGAUGACACGUCGGAAACUUCUUCGGCGUUUUACCAUGACCAGGGCUUUUACAAGAAACGCGAUCCCGCCAAAUUUAGCUACAGCCGUCCCAAGUUACUCCGACUAUCCGCCGACUUUCCUGGGGUGAGAAAUCUAGAAAAAAUGCGUCGAAAACGCAAAAGCAUGGGUUCCUCCUCAACUGGCUCCACUUCUCCUACGCCUUCUCCGUCAGGAGAAUACGGGUUUUUUGUAGCGCUGACAUCGAAGGAUCAAGUUCCACAACAAACACACGGACGAUACUAUUCCAUGACUUAAACGGGAGAAAUUCACAGUUGAAAGAAAAUUUGGACGACAUAAAUUAAAGAAACGGAUAUGAAGUGACUGAAGAAAAGAAAUAUUUGCAAGAGGUUUCCUCAAUUAUCUGGACGAAUACUUUUAAACAAAAACUCGAAAGCCUCUUUUACCUUCAGUUAGUUUACACUUUUAAACAUAUCGGGGGAUCACUCUUCGCAAGCAGUCGGAGAGUCUCCGACUCAUAUUUAUUCAAUCAGAAACAGAAGCACGAACACUCGCUCGCGACUCCGAAAGAUAUCUCGUAACCUGCCCUGGGGCCCGUUUCUCGAAGGUCCCGAAAAGUUUUCGCACGCGGAAAGCCCUAGCAAAAUCUCGAACCU
Molecule: messenger RNA, 4061 nt
Organism: Orbicella faveolata
Lineage: Eukaryota; Metazoa; Cnidaria; Anthozoa; Scleractinia; Merulinidae
Source: RefSeq, a predicted model, not a curated record